UCAUUAGUUGCUUAAGAUUUAAGAACUCACUUCACACAAACACUUGUUUCUAGAGAGAGAGAAGGAUGGAGAAUCUAUGGCGAUCAGCAACAGGCCAAGAACCAAACCCAUCAGACUACACCGGAAUCCAAUUCUGGUCAAACCCAGAACGUUCCGGUUGGUUAACAAAACAAGGUGACUACAUCAAAACCUGGCGUCGCCGUUGGUUCGUUCUUAAACAAGGUAAACUCUUCUGGUUCAAGGAACCAUCCGCCGCCACUUCUCCUUCCUCCGUCCCCCGCGGCGUCAUCUCCGUCUCCACUUGUUUAACUGUCAAAGGUGCUGAGGAUGUUCUUCAUAAAGCUUCCGCUUUCGAGCUUUCGACGCCGCAGACUACGAUGUUUUUUAUUGCUGAUAAUGAUAAGGAUAAGGAGGAUUGGAUUAAUUCUAUUGGGAGAGCUAUUGUUCUUGGGUCUAGAUCUCAUGCUGCUUCUGAGGUUAUUGAUUAUAAUAAUCAAUCUUCUGCUACUUGAUGAUCAUCAUCAAUUUUUGAGGUUUACCCUCUUUGUAUAAUAUGAUUCUAUCUUUGUUUUGAAUAAUUAACCCAGUUGUAAAAGUUUUUCUAUUUGUUUUAAUUUUCAUUUUAUCAAUAAAUUUUGUUACUUUUUUGCUUUUUGUUAAUUGGGUUAUGUUGGAUUUUGGAUAUAA
This is a messenger RNA of Medicago truncatula (barrel medic), 687 nucleotides long. RefSeq names its product pleckstrin homology domain-containing protein 1. Bases 66 to 512 code for a protein of 148 amino acids. NCBI's taxonomy places the organism in Eukaryota, Viridiplantae, Streptophyta, Magnoliopsida, Fabales, Fabaceae. The transcript has a single exon. The record is from RefSeq and is a predicted model, not a curated record.